AUGGAGAUGCUUCUAGCGGGGAUGGCGGCGCGCGGAAGGGGACAAGCGGGGGUGGGGGAAGAGGAGCCAGAGGCUGUAUGCGUGGCGGUGUAUCUGCCACCCCAUUGGUUCCCCUGCUCCGACUCGCCAGCUGGCUGCCAGCUGGCAGUGUGGGUCCGCCCUGCGUCGUCCGACGUGGCGCUCCUCUACCACCUGCUCGACACGCGCGCAUUCCGCUUCCUGCGCCCCUCGCUGCUCCCCCACUUCCGCCCGUCCGCCAUCCUUGAUGCCGGUGCCAACAUCGGCCUCGCCUCCCUCAUCUUUGCCAUUCGCUUCCCGGAUGCGCUGAUAGUGGCAGUGGAGCCGGCGCGGGACAACUUCGCCCUGCUGCAGCGCAAUGUGAAGCACCUCCCCCAGAUACUGCCAGUCAAUGCCGCCCUCUGGUCGCACGACACCCGGAUAGCCGUCACUGCGGGCCGAAGGGAGGGCUUCUGGGCGUACGAGACACACGCGUGUGGGGAGACGCAGCAAUUACAUCAAGGGCAGGAGACACAGCAGCAACUUGUGCAGCAGCAGCAGGACCAGUGGCAGCAGCAGCAGCAGCAAUCCAGCAGCAACAUGGGAUCUCCGUCACUGCGAUCCUCUGCUGCUGCUGCUGCUGCUGCUGCUGCUGCCAACCACUCUCCUGCUCCCCCCUCCCCCUGCAUGCCGGCUGUCUCGGUGCCGUCGCUGCUGCAGCGCGUGCAGCUGCCACGCUUUGACUACAUGAAGAUUGACAUUGAGGGCGCUGAGAAAGAGGUGUUCUGCUCUGCAGCUGGAGCAGGAACAACAGAUGCAGCAGCAGCAGCAGCAGCAGCGGGGGGGUGGCACCGUGAUGCGGCAGUGCUGUCAGUGGAGGUGCAUGAGGACUUGGCGCCGGGGAUAGGCGCGUGCAUGGAGGGGGUGUAUCCACGCACGCGGUACGACGUGCGCACGUAUGGGGAGAACACUGUGUACUUUAGCCCCCACGUGUGGGUGCAUGCGCUGAAACCACUGGAUCUGAGCGUGCGGUGA
Messenger RNA from Closterium sp. Naga37s-1, 1032 nucleotides. NCBI's taxonomy places the organism in Eukaryota, Viridiplantae, Streptophyta, Zygnematophyceae, Desmidiales, Closteriaceae. The record is from the annotation of a GenBank genome assembly.